CUACCGAGAAAAACGGAGAACGGAGAAAAAAACACCCCCGUGCGAUAGUUGCAAAUCACCCGGGUGAGAUUUUUCGAUCCUCUCCACACAUUAUCCGCACCCCGGUUUCGAAAGCCACACACACCUAAGUUCAAUAGCUCCGGCGUGCGACGAUUUGUCACUGUAGAGCACCCCGGUGAAAACACAGAACCGACUAGUUGAAGCCACCAAAUAGCAAAGACAAAAACAAACACUACGGUGUGCAUAAUAAUAACAUCAACAAACGAUGAAUGUUUCGGGCGAGUGGUUCAGCUUCGUAUGUGUUGGUAAACGCAACAAGCCAAGCCAGCUGCCGUCGCUGUCGCUCUCCUUGGUGAAAACAUUUUUUCACUGUAGUGUGUGUUAGCUCUGUCGUGUUGAUUUACAGACUCUCUACAGAGGUUCGGCUAAAAAUCUCUGCGGUGCGUUUCAGAGAAUCUCUACCGAGAAUCGAAAACCGAGCACAUCGGUGAUUCUCGUUAGAGAAAUUGCAAGCCUGCCACUAACAUUCUUUCCUUUGAAGUGCGCAUAAUACAUUAUCUAUUUUUAGAUCGGAUUUGAGCCGAUUGCUCCCGUUCCAGGAAGGACACUCUUCGGCAGGCCUACUAUGAUUCUACCCAAUGUUUUUAAAUAUGCACAAUUCAUCAAAGAUGUCGAUGGUUUUAGCGGGUGUUUCAGGGGUUUAAGCGCCAAGAUCGUCGGUAACAUGCUGAGCGCUUAUUACAGUGAGAAGGUAGCCGACGAAAUGGGUUUGGAAGCAGCACCGACUGCCAAGUGUUCGGACUCUGCUGCGCCAACUCCGGAAGCAGACAGCAAGCAACUGGACGAACAAUUCAGGAAGCAACUGGACGAACAAUUCAGGAAGCAACUGAAACGGAACGUUGUGGUGCACACGGCUGGGGUCGUCUUUUCACAUCCGUUCCACGUGAUAUCUAUACGGAUGAUGAAGAUAGUGGAUGGGGAAUUUUAACUUUCCCUUUCUCGACGGCGAGCUGCCGCUGCUGUCGUUGUUCUCGACCGAGACACCGCUCAGGAGCAGGGGAGGUGGUUCCAGCUCGGUCAACUGGUUGCCGCGGGCUGUAAAGUUACCAAAUAUCAUGAGUUACAAAUGUAGAUUUGAUUACUUGAAGCUUCAUCACUAUUACCACUGCUGGAAUCAAGGAUCUUUGUGACGUCUGUUGUUAUAUUGGACCGUAUACGGCGGUAUUUUUCACGGAAGAAUGGAAUAGUUCGAAUUUUGUUUUGAAAUCGAUUACGUAACCCGAUGCAAUGGGCAUCCCUUUGUUCAAUAGAGCCAAAUGCAUGCAAUCCUCAUACUGGA
Uranotaenia lowii is the source of this 1339-nucleotide messenger RNA. Its product is annotated as mitochondrial carrier homolog 2-like. The coding region runs from base 626 to 988 and encodes 120 amino acids. The record is from RefSeq and is a predicted model, not a curated record. The transcript has 2 exons. Lineage: Eukaryota; Metazoa; Arthropoda; Insecta; Diptera; Culicidae.